Molecule: messenger RNA, 1665 nt
Organism: Diplodia corticola
Lineage: Eukaryota; Fungi; Ascomycota; Dothideomycetes; Botryosphaeriales; Botryosphaeriaceae
Product: t-complex protein 1
Exons: 3
Coding region: 1-1665 (554 amino acids)
Biological process (GO): protein folding
Cellular component (GO): chaperonin-containing T-complex
Molecular function (GO): ATP hydrolysis activity; ATP binding; ATP-dependent protein folding chaperone
Source: RefSeq, a predicted model, not a curated record
AUGUCGCUCUCGAUACCCAGCGCCCCCAACGCGGGGCUGUUCAAGCAGGGUUACAACAACUACGAUGCCGAGGACGGCGCCGUCAUCCGCAACAUUGAUGCCUGCCGCACCAUCACCCAGACGGUGCAGACGUCGCUGGGCCCCUAUGGCCGCAACAAGAUCGUCAUCAACCACCUGCAGAAGAUGAUCCUCACCUCCGACGCCGCCACCAUACUACGUGAGCUGGAGGUCGUGCACCCGGCCGCCAAGCUGCUGGUCAUGGCCUCGCAGCAGCAAGAGGCUGAGAUGGGCGACGCCACCAACAUGGUCAUCGUGCUGGCUGGCGAGCUGCUGAAGAAGGCCGAACAGCUGAUCCGGAUGGGCCUGAAGACGAGCGAUAUCGUGCAGGGUUACGAGAAGGCGCAGAAGGAGGCAUUGAGCGUGCUCGAGCAGCUGGAGGUCGACAAGGUCCAGGACUUGAGGGACCAGACGCAGCUGAGCAAGGCCAUCCGUACCGUCGUCGCCGCCAAGCAGAGCGGCUCCGAGGACGUCUUGGCCGACAUGGUCGCUGAGGCCGUGCUGGCAGUCCUGCCCAAGAACCCCGCCAACUUCAAUGUCGACAACAUCCGCGUGGUCAAGAUCAUGGGUGGUAGCUUGGAGCAGAGCAAGGUCGUCAAGGGUAUGGUCUUUGGCCGUGAGCCUGACGGAAGCGUCAAGAAGGCCACCAAGGCCAAGGUCGCCAUCUUCACUUCCGCCAUCGACAUCUCCCAGACCGAGACCAAGGGCACCGUCCUGCUGCACAACGCCAAGGAGAUGCUCGACUUCACCAAGGGCGAGGAGCAGCAGGUUGAGACCAUGAUCAAGGAGCUCCACGACUCCGGUGUGCGCGUCGUUGUUGCGGGCUCCACCGUCGGCGAGCUGGCCAUGCACUACCUCAACCGCUUCGGCAUCCUCGUCAUCAAGAUCCUUUCCAAGUUCGAGCUUCGCCGCCUGUGCCGCGUUGUUGGCGGUACUCCUCUGGCUCGCUUCGGUGCGCCCAUGCCCGAUGAGAUGGGUUCCGUCGAUGUCGUCGAGACCAUUGAGAUCGGUGGUGACCGUGUCACUGUGUUUCGCCAGGAGAACGAGCAGACCCGGACGGCUACUCUGGUGCUCCGUGGAGCCACCCAGAACCACCUCGACGAUGUUGAACGUGCCGUCGAUGAUGGUGUCAAUGUCGUCAAGGCCAUUACUCGCGACGCACGUCUCGUUCCUGGCGCCGGUGCUGCUGAGAUGCAGCUUAUCGAGCGCAUCACGGCCAUUGGUGAGAAGACGCCUGGUCUUUCACAAUACGCCAUCAAGAAGUACGCCGAGGCCUUUGAGGUUAUUCCUCGUACUCUGGCCGAAAGUGCCGGCCUGGAUGCCACCGAGGUGUUGUCGCGCCUGUACACUGCACACGCCGCUUCCAAGGCUGCCGACGACUCGAAGCCCUACUGGACCGCAGGUGUCGACAUCGAGAACGAGGACAAGACGGGCGUCCUCGAUGCCGUCGACGAGGGCAUCCUCGACCUGAUGGUCAGCAAGAGCUGGGCCAUCAAGUUGGCAACAGAGGCCGCGCGUACUGUCCUGGCCGUUGACCAGAUCAUUGUCGCUCGCCAGGCGGGUGGCCCGAAGCCGCCGGGCCCCAACCCCAACUGGGAUGAGGAUUAG